This is a messenger RNA of Metopolophium dirhodum (rose-grain aphid), 4007 nucleotides long. Its product is annotated as MATH and LRR domain-containing protein PFE0570w-like. The record is from RefSeq and is a predicted model, not a curated record. Gene Ontology annotation, molecular function: nucleic acid binding; zinc ion binding. Lineage: Eukaryota; Metazoa; Arthropoda; Insecta; Hemiptera; Aphididae. The transcript has a single exon. Bases 2201 to 3853 code for a protein of 550 amino acids.
UACGCAUAAUGUAUUAUUGUGCUCGUUUCGCCUUCGGCCACAUUUGGCAACAUAAAGAUUAGAUAAAUAUCAGCACGUAGAAAUUCGGCUAAAAUAAAUCAAAGUCAUAUAUCCAAUUAGAAAGCCUAUGGAAAUAUAACAAGAGGGCAAUACGGUCUUUUGCAUUUUAAUAAGUCUUACAACCUCGCUUUAAUCAUAAAUGUAUGAAUAUAAUAUUUAGAAUUUGCUUACGAACUAUACAUAUAUAUAUAUAUAUAUAUAUAAUGCACAGUAUCUAAAUAUUGUCGGAUAGCGUAUACCAUAUACGGCAAAACAUGAUAACGAAAUAAAACGGACACGACUCUCCGAUUAACCAGGCGUGGGAAUGUAAACAGCAUCCUGUGAAAUCCACGGAGUUAUCGAUAGACUAGGGGGGAAGUAGAAGAGCAGGAGGCCCUAUAAAACCAGACCCGAAACGGCCUGUAGAUUAGACGUGUAGCACCAUAGUACAGGCGAGCACCUUCACGCACGGCAACAUAAUAAAUUCUCAAAUUGUACUUAGAACAAUUUUCAAUAAAAAACCUAAAUAACUUACAUCAGUCUUAUUAUUCAACUCUACCUGAAGAACUCCUCAUCCAUCAGUCUUGCUACCUGCAACUUUAUGAGCUAGGCAGUUAACUCAACUCCUAGUCCAUAACACUGGCGCAGUCGAGUACGGAACUUCCAAGGAAUUGAGGCGAGUCGAGCAGUCAAAGCAGCAGAAAUCAGCGGAGGAAGUGCAGCAGCGACGCAGAGCUCGAUUCAAAUCAACGACACGGAGGCAACUUUUCAAGUCACAGUCGAGGACCGAUCACCCUUGACGACUCCGGGAAGCGACGAACAAUUCAAGACAGGCAAGCAGACAAAAUAAGGAAAAAAUAUGAACAGAGCAGUAGGUGCAGGAGUAAUGUGAGUUAAUAAUAGUUAUAAAAAUAAUUAGAAUUGUAGCUUGGGUACACGUCUCACGUUGGUUUUUUUUUAAGAAGCCAGCGGUAAAAAUUUUUUAGUUUAGAUAUUGGUGAAGGUGCGUAUAAUAAGAAAUCUUAUUAUAUAUUAAAGGAAAAAAAAAAAUAUAAGUUGUUGAAAAAGAAAUAUAUAUAAUUGUAGUAAAAUAGACAGCGGUAGACUGAUCUAUGUUGAAAUAAGUUGUUGUAUUAUUAAAGGGAAAAAAUAUAAGUGUUGAAAAAGAAAUAUAUAUAUAUAAUUGUGGUAAAAUAGACAGCGGUAGACUGAUCUGUGUUGAAAUAAAUGGUUGAAUUAAAUAGGAAUCAACAAAUGAAAUAGUAAGGGAAUACUAUAGUUAAUUGAAAAAGUAAUAGAGGAAAUAUAGAAUUUGAUAGAAAAAAAUAUUGGGAAAAAUAUAUAUAUGAAUGCACGCGUAGCAAUUGAAUAAAUGAUAAAAGUUGAUGAAUAAUUAGAGGAAAAAAAAAAAAAGGGAUUAUUGAAAUAAAAUUUUGAAGUGAAUUAAUUGAUAGUCAAUUGUUGAAUAAAUGAAGAUUUUUGAGAAAUAUAGGUACCUAUGGAAUAAUUAAAUGAUGUUUUGUGAAUAAUAUAGAAGAAUACUGAAGUUGAAAUAUUGAAAUAUAAAGAGUAUAUAAAGAGUUUUUGUUUUUGAAGUAUAAAGAAAUUUUUUUUGAAUAACUGAAAUAAAGUUAAUUUUGUGUCUAAAAGACAAGUGUAUUGAAUUGAAGUAUUAAUGUUGAAAAAUUAUAGACAAAGAGAAUUAGAUUGAAAGAAAUCAAUUGGGAAAAAUAUUACAAGUGGAAGUAAUAGGAAGGCUAGCAUAGAAUAAGUGUAGUAAUAGAAUAUAAUAGUAAUAUUCGAUAGUUAAAUUGGUAAAAAAAUAAUAGAGUAAUUAGAUUUUAAUUGUAAGAAUUAAUAAGAAAUUAGGUAGUGGAUAUAAAAUAUUUAUUAAAUUGGAGUAGCUAACCAAUGUUAAUGGUAUUUUAAUAUCCAAAGCUUGUUAUAUAUCGUAGGGAGAGCGAUAGAAAUUACGCAACGACAGAGUUACGUAAAAAUACGAGUGUUUUGUGUGUGUGAGUGUGUGUAUACACUACACAAUACGACGCGGUGUACGUAAAUACAAGCGUACGGGUAUGAAAUAUAGAAUAAAUAAUGAGAAUAAAUGUCGAGUUAAAUAAAUUAAAUAUUCUUAAAUGAUAUUAGUGAUUAUUGAAUAUAUAUGAAUAAAGAAUCAGGAAAUUCAGAUAUUGAGAGUAGUUCUUCGGAUGAAUCGAUAGAACAAGUUAAAAAUAAAAAAUUAGGAAAAGAAGUAGUAAGGAAAAAUAGGAUAAUAAAAGAGGAAUUUUUAAUAGACACUACAGAAAUAAUAGAAGGAAUAGACAACGUUACUAGAAAAAAUUAUUUUAGGACUUUAAGUCAAACAGAAGAGUUAGGUAAAGUACUUACCCCUCAGAAAAGUGUAAAACAAAAAUUGUCGGGUAGAUCAGGUUCUAGAUCUGAUCCCGGUGUAAAACACGUUCAAUUACAGCAAAUAACUAGGAAAAAAGUAGCGAACGUAAAACAUAAGAUGGAUUUAGAUAAAGCAGUUUCUAUGAUUCCGAUUUGCACGGGUAAAAAGGACGUAGCAGAAUUUAUAAAUACAUGUGAGAUAGCACUCAACGAUAUUGCAGAGAUAGAUAAACAACUAUUGUUAAAAAUUAUAACUUCUAAGUUAGCGGGAAAUGCUUUAGAGGUAACCAAGUAUCGUACGUUAGAUUCUUGGGAAGCAAUAAAAUCAAUUUUACAAGGGGCAUUUGAGCAUAAAAUUUCGGAAAGGGCUUUAUCAAUAGGUUUAAAUACGGCACGUAUGGCAGAAGGUGAAAGUGUAGCGAAAUUCGCGAAUAGAAUCGAAGAAUUAUAUUACAAAUUAUGUGCAGCUAGUACCGUAGGGUUGAACAAAGCUGAGGAAACUGUAGUGAAAAGCCAAACGAAAAAACAGGCUAUGAUUAUAUUUAUGACGGGUUUACCAAAUCACUUAUAUAUAGUACUGAAAGCAAGAAGUCCUAAGUCUUUAGAGGAGUGUAUACAAAUGGCUCUUGACGAAGAAAUCGAAUAUAAUUCUAGGAUGAGUAUAGAAAAUUUACAGAAUAAUGCGGAAAGUCAAAGUUUUAGUAAAAACGAAAAUCAGGGUGUAAAUGGGAAUACAAAACAACAGAAUAAUAAUGGUAAAAUUAAUACAUUUUACCGCGGUAAUAAUGGUCAUAUGAAUCAAAACGGUAGAAAUAAUAAUUUUAAUAAUCGAAAUGGUUAUAAUGACGGAUAUAAUAAAUUCAAUAAAAAUGUUAAUCGCGGAGGAUACAGUAAUUUUAAUAAUAAUAAUCGUAACGGAUACAGUAAUUUUGAUAGUAAUAAUCGUAACGGAUACAGUAAUCGUACAGGAUACAGUAAUUCCAAUAAUCGCGGCGGAUAUAGUAACAAUUAUAGACAAAAUUAUAACGAAAAUAAUAAUCAGCGAAAUAAUUUUGGUAAUCAGAAUAGAAGUAACACUGGAUGUUACACGUGUGGGAAAACAAACCAUAUCGCAAGAGAGUGCUGGCAAACGAACGGUCGACCAGGCGGAAACGACCGAGCAAAUACACAUAACACCAGUCGUGAUAAUGGUGCGCGUAAUUCUGGAGGUGGUAAUAGUAGUAGAAACAAUACGGGUGUUCAGAAUUUGCAUUGUAGUUAUUGUAAUAAAAUAGGACAUGAAAUUUCGAAUUGUUUUACAAAACAGAAAAACGAGAAAAAUAAUUCAAAAAAUUCCAAAGGGCAAGUUCCAGUGGGCGUCAGGCUUGUCCAAGAGAUAAUGGAAUCGCCACAAAACGAUGUUUUCACAUCACAACUAAAUUAAUAGAAAAUCAUAUCACUUUAAAAUCACCUAGUUUUAAUAAAGAACAAAUUAAAUUAUUAGUAGACACGGGGGCUGAAUUAAAUAUCAUUAAAAUUAAUGCACUAAAAGGGGAUACAGAAAUUAACGAAAAAGACAAGAUUUAUUUAAAGGGUAU